Messenger RNA from Canariomyces notabilis, 1838 nucleotides. RefSeq lists its product as uncharacterized. NCBI's taxonomy places the organism in Eukaryota, Fungi, Ascomycota, Sordariomycetes, Sordariales, Chaetomiaceae. The transcript is spliced from 4 exons. Bases 62 to 1621 code for a protein of 519 amino acids. Gene Ontology annotation, biological process: glucose catabolic process. Gene Ontology annotation, molecular function: manganese ion binding. Gene Ontology annotation, cellular component: cytoplasm. The record is from RefSeq and is a predicted model, not a curated record.
ACUGCACGCCACUUUCUCACUUGCACCCGAUACCCAAGUUUUGACCCCGCCGCCAACAAACAUGGCUCCCGAGCAGAAGGCUUGCCUGAUCGUGAUUGACGGAUGGGGCAUUCCUUCUGACGAAUCGCCCAAGGAUGGCGACGCCAUUGCUGCCGCCAAUACCCCGGUGAUGGACGCCUUCUCCAAGAGCGCAACUGGUUACACCGAGCUGGAAGCUUCCUCCCUGGCCGUCGGCCUUCCCGAGGGCCUCAUGGGGAACUCCGAGGUCGGCCACCUCAACAUUGGCGCCGGCCGCGUUGUCUGGCAGGACGUCGUCCGUAUCGACCUCGCUGUCAAGAAAGGGGAGUUCAGCAAGAACGAGGUUAUCAAGAAGAUAAUGGAGGCGUCCAAGAACGGAAACGGUCGUCUCCACCUUUGCGGCCUCGUCUCCCACGGCGGUGUUCACGCAAAGCAAACACAUUUGUACGCUUUGCUCAGAGCCGCCAAGGAGUACGGCGUCUCAAAUGUCUACAUCCACUUCUUCGGCGACGGCCGUGAUACCGACCCCAAGUCUGGCGCCGCUUACAUGGAGGAGCUGCUAUCCACAAUCAAGGAAAUCGGCAUUGGCCAGAUCGCCACAGUCGUCGGCCGUUACUAUGCCAUGGAUCGCGACAAGAGAUGGGAACGGAACGAAAUCGCACUCAAGGGCCUUGUCCUAGGCGAGGGCGAGCAGAGUGAUGACCCAGUCAAGACAGUAAAGGAGCGGUACGAGAAGGGCGAGACGGAUGAGUUCCUGAAGCCUAUCAUUGUUGGUGGCCAGGAGGGCCGUAUCAAGGAUGGGGACAAUGUCUUCUUUUUCAACUAUCGCUCUGACCGUGUUCGCCAGAUCACGCAACUUCUGGGCGACGUUGACCGUUCGCCUUUGCCCGAUUUCCCGUACCCCAAGAUCAACCUAGUCACCAUGACCCAAUACAAGCUCGACUACCCGUUCGAGAUUGCCUUCAAGCCCCAGCACAUGGGUAAUGUGCUUGCGGAGUGGCUUGGGAAACAGGGUGUCGAACAAGUGCACAUUGCUGAGACGGAGAAGUAUGCUCAUGUAACCUUCUUCUUUAACGGUGGUGUUGAGAAGGUCUUCCCUCUCGAGACGCGUGAUGAGUCGCAGGAUCUUGUACCUUCCAACAAAAGCGUCCCAACAUAUGAUAAGGCCCCCGAGAUGAGCGCCGAUGGCGUCGCCAACCAGGUCUGCAAGCGGAUGGCAGAGCAAAAGUUCCCGUUCGUCAUGAACAACUUCGCCCCGCCAGAUAUGGUUGGUCACACCGGAGUCUACGAAGCCGCCAUCGUGGGCUGCGAGGCUACGGACAAGGCUAUUGGCAAGAUUUACGAAGGGUGCAAGAAGGAGGGCUACAUCCUCUUUAUCACGUCUGAUCACGGAAACGCCGAGGAGAUGAAGUUUCCCGAUGGCAAGCCCAAGACCUCGCACACCACCAACAAGGUUCCCUUCAUCAUGGCGAAUGCUCCUGAGGGCUGGAGCCUGAAGAAGGAGGGCGGUGUCUUGGGUGAUGUCGCUCCCACUGUUCUUGAAGCAAUGGGGUUGCCGGUGCCGCCGGAGAUGACAGGUACAAGCUUGCUGGUUAAGGCAUAGAUGGGGAGUUGGGAAUAAAAAAUAAAGUACGUGGGUGAGAUUUGGAGCAAUCAGGGAGUUAUAGAGGAUAGACUUGUGGAAAUGAGCUAUGUCACGAGAGCAACUCUGUCCAUUUGCGGCAUUCGCAGGGGUGCAGUACAAGUCCUACCGCGUUACAAGAAGCCUCACAAAAGAGUUAAGUUGACUUCAAGCUGACGACCAACCAGUCAGUGCUCAU